AUGUUCAUGACACAGUUNAGGGUGUCUGAAGUUGAGGACUACUAUUCCACGAACAUCGCAAAUUGUGUCUUCAACAGUUUUCUGUCCUAUACUGCCAUCAUGUUAAACAUUGUAACAAUCCACGCGAUAAGAAAAACGUCAUCGUUGCCAGAGACUUUAAAAACACUGCUCCUGAGUCUUGCUGUUUCUGAUGUUGGUGUUGGUUUAUUGGUCCAGCCAUUUUACACGUCACUCCUGAUCAAGUCGUUACAUGAAAACAAUCCUGGUUGUAACACCUAUAAGGCUUUUUACUUCAUUGGACAUUUAUUUUCCUCAGCUUCGUUUUUCGGUGUUGUGGUUGUAAGUGUAGACAGGUUCUUAGCUAUUCAUCUUCAUCUCAGAUAUCAGGAACUUGUGACUCAUAAGCGUGUUGUUGCUGUGGUGAUCUUAAUAUGGCUGUUGAGUAUCUUUGCUUCUUUUUCAAUGAUGUGGGUUCCACGCGAAACGUUCUCACUUAUUAUAGUAAUUAUUGGAACUGUUGGUGUCUUUCUUACAACGCUGGUCUACAUCAGGAUUUAUUUAGCUGUAAGACGACACAAAAAUCAGAUUCAGGCCCUGCAAGUACAACAACAGGCACAGGCUGGCGAAAUAUCUAAUUUUGCCAGUCUAAUUAAUUCUGCAGUCGGAAUCUUUUACGUAUAUUUGAUGUUUUUGAUUUGUUAUUUGCCUUAUUUUAUCAGUUUGGCAGCCUUUAAAAUUAACGACCCGAAUGUCACUCUGAAAAAGUUCUUUCUUUUUUCACUAACUCUGUUAUAUCUUAAUUCGUCUCUGAACCCUGUAAUUUACUGCUGGAAAAUGAGACACAUUCGACACACUGUCAUGAACAUACUGAGGAACAUGGCUUGGUACAGAAGUCGUGCUUCACACGAAACCCUUACAUUGUCCGGCCAUACUAUGCCAUGAUUCAGGGUCGUCGUUACUGGCAAGCGUUUUCUGUAUAUAACAACGACUACGGAUAAUUUAAACUCGGGCUGCAGCAGGACAACCGAAAUUCCAUUUAAACUGUGUAGUGCAAAAAAAUAUGCUAUUAAAGGAUUUAUAUGACUUAUCAGCUGAGUUUAAUGCUAGUUGAAAACUGAAAAAGCAAAGGAUGCCUGCAAGUUCGUUUCCCUCCGAGGUACAA
Molecule: messenger RNA, 1162 nt
Organism: Orbicella faveolata
Lineage: Eukaryota; Metazoa; Cnidaria; Anthozoa; Scleractinia; Merulinidae
Product: adenosine receptor A2b-like
Source: RefSeq, a predicted model, not a curated record